This is a messenger RNA of Camelina sativa (false flax), 1899 nucleotides long. Lineage: Eukaryota; Viridiplantae; Streptophyta; Magnoliopsida; Brassicales; Brassicaceae. The record is from RefSeq and is a predicted model, not a curated record.
AUGUUGGAGAUAUACUCUGUCUUUGGUGAGUGGAAAAUUAAUGACAAGCUUAAUUGGAGAUUCUUCGUUGAUACAAACAAAGGUGGAUGUCUUUGUGAAGUUUCUGAGAAUAUCACAUACAAGGAUUUAAUGAAGAUUGUUUUUGAUGAUUUCGGACUUGAUGGUCUAGUUGAAGAGAUUUCACUCAGCUAUGAACUUCCAAAGAUGAAAUUAAUUGUAGAAGAUUCUCCUCCUAUCUUCAUUCGCAAUGACCGCCAAGUCUGCACUUUUAUCAGGAAGAUACAAGAAAAUCCUGAGAUAGGACGUUUGUGUGUAUCGAUUGUUUUUGAAGAUUUCGGACUUGAUGGUCUAGUUAAAGAGAUUUCACUCAGCUAUGAACUUCCAAAGAUGAAAUUAAUUGUAGAAGAUUCUCCUCCUAUCUUCAUUCGCAAUGACCGCCAAGUCUGCACUUUUAUCAGGAAGAUACAAGAAAAUCCUGAGAUAGGACGUUUGUGUGUAUCGGAAUUUGAUCAAUCAUUUGGUAGUGAUAUCUCAGUUUCUAAGCCACUUGGUGAUACAUGUUCAACCGCUGAAAAAGCAAAGAACAAUAAUUCAUUUGCCUUGCCUGCUGAUCGAGAUCCUAUUAUGAUCUCUCCAGGAAGUUCACAUAUGACUGCACAUGAAACACACAAGGAACUUAAUCGGUCUAUUGGAAGUGAUGUUUCUACGACACAUAAUGAUAUAGAAAUCUCAACAGCUGAAAAAGGAAUAGGAUCUUUUUUAGAGAAUUUGGUUCCUGCUCCAGAUCUCUCUCCUAUAUCUAUGGUAGGUUCACAUUCAACUCGAGGGGCUGAUGAUAUAUAUGUGGACAGAUAUUUCAAGAACAAGGAAGAGUUGAUGUUCAAGAUGAGAAACUGGGCACUUGAAUGGAGGUUUGAGUUCAGAGUUCGAUGGUCAAACAAAACGAGAGUUAUUUUGGGAUGUGUUGAUGAUAAAUGUAGUUGGCAAUUGCGUGCGACUAGGCUAAAAUCAUCUGAAUUCUUUGUGGUGAAGAAGUAUUGUCAUGAACACAAUUGUGACACAACCCACAGGAAUGCCAACCAUAGACAAGCAACUGCAAAGUUGCUUGGGAGUUUUUACUGCAACAACUAUGGAGAAAAGAAAUUUGGUCUCAAACCAAAACAGAUUAUGGAAUUGGCCAGAAAAGAUCAUGGAGUAUACAUACCAUACAAAAAAGCCUGGAGAGCAAAAGAGGAAGGUCAGAAUUUGGUUAGAGGCACUGCUGAGGACAGUUAUUUACAUCUAGCGAAAUGGUUGUACAUGGCAAGGGAAAAAAAUCCAGGAACAGUUGCUUAUCUUGAGUUGGAUCCUAUGAAGAAUUUCAAAUACGUAUUCAUCUCAUUUGGCCAGUCGAUUAGAGGUUUUUCUUUAAUGAGAAGAGUGAUUGCUGUUGAUGGUACAUUCCUAAAAGGAAAGUAUAAGGGAACUUUGCUAGCAGCUACUGCACAAGAUGGAGAUUAUCACUUAUACCCGAUAGCAUUUGCCAUUGUUGAUUCAGAAAAUGAUAUUGCAUGGAAUUGGUUCUUCAGGUGUUUGCUCACUAUCAUCCCUGAUGCACCAGAUUUGGUAUUUGUUUCUGACCGUGCUUCAUCCAUUGAAAAAGCAAUCUCAGAAUUGUAUCCAGCAUCCCAUCAAGGCAUUUGCAAUUUUCAUCUCAAAAAUAACAUCAAAGUAAAGUUCAAGAGUAAAAGCUUCUUGCCUCUUAUCGAAUCAGCAGCUAAUGCUUUUACGUUUCAUGAGUUUGAAGGUGCUUUUAGGGAUAUACGGAAUUCUAAUCCAAAACUGGCCAAGUAUUUAGAAGAAGCUGAUUUCAGGAAGUGGGCUCGUUGUUAUGCACCAUCUACCGCUACAAUAUUAUGA